Messenger RNA from Rubroshorea leprosula, 854 nucleotides. Lineage: Eukaryota; Viridiplantae; Streptophyta; Magnoliopsida; Malvales; Dipterocarpaceae. The record is from the annotation of a GenBank genome assembly.
CGUCUCUUGAACCCAGAAACAAACCCCUAUUAUUAUCUAAAUAAAACAGCCCCUUUUUGCACUUUGAUUGCUGCAGAAAUACUUGUACAAAAACUAUUGUUUUGUCGCUUUCCAAAGGAUGGUUCAGUGGUUGAUCUUGCUAGUGCAAAGAUCUGGUGGGGGCAAAAUUAGCCUAAAGGAAAGUGGCAUUUGCAGCAUGCCUUGAAGCCAUUUGUAGGUUUUCUACCAUAUUUCUCCAACAAUCUUUAGGCUAAUUUUUUGUUUUGCAAUUAUGGCUGCAACUUUGCGUGAGAUGGCUACUAAUUUCCAGAAGUUAGAUCGCUUUGAUGAGGGCAACUUUAUUCGAUGGCAACACAAGAUGCACCUCCUUCUCACAACUCUCAACAUCAUUUAUGUUCUCACUGAUGCUCGACCAGAGGAAAAUGAGAAUGAAACUUUGCAAGAUACAAGGAAAAGGAAAAAGUGGGAGAACGAUGAUUAUGUCUGCAGGGGCUGCAUCUUAAAUGAUUCUAGUGCUACAAAGUAUGUUUGCAAGGACAAAAGUCUAUUCAAGACUUUAAAACCAGAACUUGAAGGGAGUGUGCUGUAUGUGGGAAAUUCUGCAACAGUACAAGUGAAAGGCAAAGGAACCGUGGACCUUGAGUUCACUUCUGGAAAAGUUCUCACUCUCACUAAUGUGCAUUAUGUGCCAUAUAUUCAACAAGUUUGUUGAACAAAUUUAGUUUUAAACUUGUAUUUGAGAUAGAUAAAUUUAUUCUGUCUAAGGGUGGGAUUUUUGUAGGAAAAGGCUAUGCUUGUGAGGGCAUGUUCAAGAUGAACAUUAAUAAUAAUACUAAUAAUAAGGGUGUUGUUUC